Messenger RNA from Oenanthe melanoleuca, 983 nucleotides. RefSeq names its product prostate stem cell antigen-like. The transcript has 3 exons. Bases 406 to 774 code for a protein of 122 amino acids. The record is from RefSeq and is a predicted model, not a curated record. NCBI's taxonomy places the organism in Eukaryota, Metazoa, Chordata, Aves, Passeriformes, Muscicapidae.
ACAUUUUGUCCUGGGUUUAAACACAAUGGCUCCACUCAGGGUGGCACUGGGGGUGGAGAGCCACUAAACCCCAGUGGCCCUGAAGAAAUGCAUAAGGCCAGCCUUGUUGGGAAGAAUCUGGGGCUUUUUCCACUCCUGUGAGCACUUUGCCCAAGGGUAGGAGGGAAGGAGGGGGUGGCAGCGGUGGAGAGGAGCCCAGAGAGCGGCAGGGAAAGAGGAGAGGCACCAAAAAAAAAAGCAAAUAUCCCAACUCACAGAGCAGCAACCCCUCCCUUGGUGCUGCCAGCAGCUCCUCAGGUGCCUGCUCAGGGAUGACCUCGUGGGCACGCCCGGCAUCCCAGCGUAUAUAACCUGCCCCAGGAGGAGCCCAGCCCACAGAGGCAGCCCCAGAGAGGUUAUUCCAAGAUGAAAACUUUCCUGGUGCUCCUGCUGGGAGCUCUCCUGUGCGUGGAUCCAGGUUCAUCUUUGCAGUGCUACAACUGCACCACCCAGCUCAGCAACUCCAACUGCAUGAGGAAGGAGGAGUGUGGAGAGAAGGAUAUGUGCAAGACAGAAGUGAUCCGGGUCGUGGGGCUCUUCAGCAUCAUCAGCAAGGGGUGUGACUCCUUGUGUAGAGAAGACUACCAGGACUUCAAGGUGGGCAACAGGAACAUCUCCUGCUGCAGCAGUGACCUGUGCAACACCAAUGCUGCAGGGUCAGUGAGCUCCAGCUACGGGCUGGCCGCAGGGGCGGCGGCCGGAGUGCUCUGGACCCUCCUCAGCAGCAAAUUCUGAGGAGCCAAGGUGCCUCCCAUGACCACAGGAACACCCCUCUAGUGACAGGAAUAGCACCCAGGAGCAGUGGGGUGUGUGCACUGAUGGCAGCUCUUUGCCAUAUGAUGGUUUCUGCUUUAAUCGUAUUGCAAAGCUCGAGUGCGGCCAGAUGAGGAAAUGUGUGCUCAUGUUAACUGCAAAGCACCUAAAAUAAAGUUGUUUCUCCACCA